ACAUGGCCGAUUUCCGGGUUGGUCACUUAAGUAACGCAAUAUAUUCAUGGACGACUCAUUUUGUUAUUAAUCCAAUUUUUUUUUUUUUUACGGUGAAGUAAUUUGCUGAUGAUCGCUUUUGUUGAAAUUGCGCCAGCACGGACGGUAAGAAUGCCAUUUAAAACACCAGCCCAAGUUUAUUCGUGGGAGAACACCCACUCAUGUUUAUAUCCUUGAAUAAAUAAAUGUCACGCCGCGCCGUGAAGGGUCCACGCUCGACACCUUCACCCUCUCCUCCAUCUUCGCGCCUCCUCCUCCUCCUCCUCCUCUCCCCUCUGCCUCCCCCCCUUUCAUAAAUCCGUCGGCGGCGGUCUUGCCUCAACUAUUCCGCGCUGUGCCGGGUCUCAGUGCAGCUGCAUCGGGGUGGCCAAGUUGGCGCACGGCGGAACCGAGUCCCGUCUCUCUUCUACCCCCGAACCGUGGAAUUAUGACCAGAGCGGAGGCUGCCUCCAUCGCCCUGUCCUGAGCACGCUUCUUUUCCCGCACACACCGUGAGACAUUUCCACCGAAGACGAUGGAGACCGGAGUCCGCAUUUUCUUGCUUUUCCUCAUCCAGCAGACCGCCGAUGUAUGUUGCCGACAGGAAGGACACCACGAGGGCUGUGUGCCCGGCUUCCAGGUCAAACAAUACCAGGUGGCAUAUAGGAGAACUUUCCAGAAAGGCCUGCCACUCCUACAAGUUGAAUUUGACGACUGUGCGGGGAAUGAAGACGUGGCCUUCGAAGUGUCCGUUCCCGGCUUCCGGGUCGAUGAGGAUUUGAAUUUGGUUCCCUCGAAAGAUGUCACCUCCAGCAGGCGUGUUAUGUUCAUCCACGGGCUGGGUGCACGUGCAGACGACAUGGCACAGGUGCACAUCACUGGACUACCGCUUGAGUCAGCGCAUGUUCUCAAGGAGAUUGUGGGUCUGCCACACAGAUUGAAGAGAUCCCUGCUGGUUCCUCCUAUGAUUGUCACAGAGAACCAGCGAGCUCCAUUCCCAAGGAUCAUUGGCAGGAUGAUUAUAAUUUCAACAGAGAAGUCUUGGGACCAUAUUUUCCGACUGACAGGCCAUGGAGCUGACCAGGAUCCUAAAGGUCUCUUUACCAUCGACAUCGACACAGGAGACGUGUCAGUCACCCGCUCACUGGACCGGGAGGUCAUCGAUUCCUACCAGCUGGAAGUGUCAACCACAGACUUGAAUGGAAAUCUUGUCGAGGGACCAGUUAUACUGGUGAUCACGGUCAUCGACCAGAAUGACAACCGACCCAUUUUCAAAGAGACACGCUACACAGGAGAAGUGCUGGAGGGGUCCCCUUCAGGAACCACGGUGAUGACAAUGAUGGCGUUCGAUGCAGACGACCCCGCCACAGAUAACGCAGCUUUGCGUUACAACAUCCUCCGACAGUCGCCGGACAAACCCUCCCCAAAUAUGUUCUACAUCGAUGCAGAGAGAGGCGACAUUGUUACUGUCAUCUCCCCGACUCUACUUGACAGAGAGACGCUGCCAACCACGACGUAUGAGCUAGAAAUUGUGGCCAAGGACAUGGCAGGAAGUGAAGUGGGCCUGACAGGAACAGCCACUGCAACCAUUACCAUCACAGACAAGAACGACCAUGCCCCUGAGUUCACACACCCCCUGUUUGAAGCCUACGUAUAUGAGGGCUCGACUGGUGUGGUGGUUAACCUGACAGUAGAUGACAGAGAUGACCCCGCGACGGGGGCAUGGCGAGCGGUCUACUCCAUAAUCAACGGAGAUCCCACACGCAGCUUUGAGAUCCAAACCAACCCAGACAAUAAUGAGGGAAUGCUGUCCGUUAUCAAGGGUCUGGACUAUGAAGGCACUGCAUUCCACAAGAUCUUCAUCAAAGUGGAAAAUGAGGACCCUCUGGUUCCCGAUGUUGGCUACGGCCCCAGCUCCACAGCAACCGUUCAAGUCAGAGUUUUGGAUAUUAAUGAAGGACCGGUCUUCUUCCCCGACCCGCUGUUUGUCACCAGGAUGGAAAACAUUCCAGUCGAAAGUUUUGUAGCCUCCCUCAAUGCCACAGACCCGGACACAUUACAGUUACAGAGCGUCAGGUACGCCAUCCUGAGAGAUCCAGCAGGCUGGCUGACUGUGAACCAACUGCGAGGAACUGUCAACACUUUGGCCGCUCUGGACCGUGAAUCUCCAUAUGUUCGUGACAAUAAAUACAUCGCUCUGUUCAUUGCCAUCGACAACGGCAGUCCUCCAGCUACGGGCACUGGAACGUUGGUCAUCUACCUUGAAGAUUACAAUGAUAAUGCGCCCUACGUGGUACCAUCAGUUGCACAGGUGUGCGAAGAUGCGCAUGAUAUGAACGUGGCCAUUGUUGGUGGACGGGACAAGGAUCUACCUCCCAAUGGGGCACCAUUCAACAUCGAACUGGGAAAACAACCCGGGCUGGAUAAAACAUGGAAGGUCACCAGAGUCAACUCAACACACUCUCAAAUAAUGCUGCUACAAAAUCUGAAGAAAGCCAACUAUCAGCUUCCGCUGAUCAUCACUGAUUCGGGGGUGCCUCCUUUGUCCAACAACACAGAGGUCAAAGUUCAGGUCUGCGUCUGCAAGAAGAACAAGAUGCUCUGCAGCUCUGCCCACUCACACCACGCCAGCCUUCUCAUCGUUCUAACAACACUCGUCCUUGCCCUACCCUGCCUGUAGCUUCUGCCAAACGGUCCCCGUUUGCAAGAUCGGAAAGCAACGACUGACUGCAUCUCCCCGCACACACCGCUGGCUUAGCAGUGAGGAGGAAAGACGCUGGAGAAAAAAAAAAAGUCUUCACACCCUGACAAAUGGAACAUGACAAUACACACAAUCCCCAGCAGCUCAACUGUUGUGUAAAAAAAAAAUCACUUAUCUUCUUGCAACACUUGUCUCCACUUUCUGCAUCGCUCCUUUCCCACAUCAUCUUUAGCUUGUUGGACUCCCUAUGACACGCUCUGUCCGAUUGAUUAUUCAAGCCCUUUUCUUUGUGUCAUGCUGGCGGCUUGAAAACAAGAAGAAAAACAUUAUUUUUCACCCUUAAUUUGGGGGUUUUGUUGCCAUGUAUGUCAUGUCCCGGUAUCAAGCGAUCUGAUUGUAUUGUCAUGUGCAUGCAAUCUCAUCAAAUAUCAAUAGUUUAUUCAUCAAAUGUCUCAUAUUGUAAUGAUGAAAUGCUUUUGUUCCUUAUUGUUUUAGUGCCCACGACUGGUUAGCAACGCCAUUUUUCAAACAUACAUGAACUACACUCGCGAAAGCUAACGAGAUGCUCACAACAAAACUGGGUUACGAACUCCAUAUAAUUCGACGCUGAUAACGGUGUUCAAAUACAUUCAUGCCUAAAUGUGUAGAACAUACCGGGAGAUUUACAUUUACCGUAUUUUUCGGACUAUAAGUCACGUUUUUUUUCAUAGAUUCAUAUGUUUUUUUCCUUCUUUAUUAUGCAUUUUCGGCAGGUGCGACUU
Molecule: messenger RNA, 3480 nt
Organism: Nerophis lumbriciformis (worm pipefish)
Lineage: Eukaryota; Metazoa; Chordata; Actinopteri; Syngnathiformes; Syngnathidae
Gene: cdh13
Product: cadherin 13, H-cadherin (heart)
Biological process (GO): cell-cell junction assembly; cell migration; adherens junction organization
Cellular component (GO): adherens junction; plasma membrane; catenin complex
Molecular function (GO): beta-catenin binding; cadherin binding; calcium ion binding
Source: RefSeq, a predicted model, not a curated record